Messenger RNA from Bufo bufo (common toad), 1262 nucleotides. It is a transcript of the gene F11R, whose product is annotated as F11 receptor. Gene Ontology annotation, cellular component: bicellular tight junction. The transcript has 10 exons. Gene Ontology annotation, biological process: establishment of endothelial intestinal barrier; cell adhesion; intestinal absorption. The record is from RefSeq and is a predicted model, not a curated record. Bases 77 to 928 code for a protein of 283 amino acids. Lineage: Eukaryota; Metazoa; Chordata; Amphibia; Anura; Bufonidae.
CAGGUGCCCUUGUGACGUCACGGGGCGGAGUCUCUAAACUUGUUUGUUCGUAGAAUCCAACCGAAACCCAACAGACAUGGAGAGCGCAAAGAGUAGGCUGCUGGGGGUCGUAGUCCUGUCCCUGUGUGCUGCGGUGCUGGGCGCCCCGGAGCAGCGUGUAAAGGAAGGAGCAAAUGUGGACUUCUCCUGUAACUACCCCCCAUCCUUCCAGAAUCCGCGCAUCGAGUGGAAGUUCAGCUCCAGCCAGAACACCGCCUUCAUCUACUACAAUGGAGAGCUGACGGCCUCCUAUAAAAACAGGGCGCAAUUCUUCCCGCAAGGACUGAGGCUGCAGAGCGUGACCCCGAAAGAUGCGGGCGAGUACGUGUGCGAGGUGACGGGCGCUGCCUCCUCGUACAUAGAGCUCAAGACCCCGCUGGUGGUCCUAGUUCCACCCUCUACGCCGGUGGCUGAGGUGCCCACAUCUUUGACCAUCGGGAGCUCCGCCACCCUGCGAUGUGUGGAGAACGGGGCCUCCCCUCCCCCAAAAUUCACCUGGUACAAGAACAAUAUACUGAUGCCUGAAGACCCCAAGACCAACCCCAACUUCCAGAACUCCUCCUACAUCAUCAACCCCGACACCGGCGACCUGACCUUUGACCAAGUGACGCAGUCUGACUCAGGGGAGUAUUACUGUGGGGUGUCUAAUGAAGAGGGGAGCAAGGUGUCUACAGCGGUCACUACGAAGGCUUAUGAGAAGAACGUUGGUGGGAUCGUGGCUGCCGUCAUCAUAGUCCUCCUCAUCCUGGCCUUGAUUGGAUUUGGCUUGUGGUUUGCGUUCAGCCGCGGAUACAUUGGGAAGAAAACAAACAAAAAAGUGAUCUACAGUCAACCAUCAGACACCCGCAGCGAUAAGAACUUCCAGCAGACCUCGUCAUUUGUGGUGUGAGUGGGUCGCCUCCUGCUGUCGUCUGCCUGAACACUACUGGAGCUUUAGCGUCUUAUUUAUCACCCCGCCCCCACUUCCGGGUUAGGGGGUGCUGUGUCCCCAGCCUCGUCCGCCUUCUGAUGUUUGCACUAUUCAGGUGUGCUCCUCCUUGUGCCUUGAUAUUCAUGAACUGGUAGUAAGACACCGAAGCAACCGCUGGGGGGCCCUGUACAGCCCUGGGGGGUGCCCCUGCAUUUUACAUGGUCUUCUGUAUGAAAUGUUUUUAACUUUGUUUUUCUAUUUUGUUUUUUAAAUCAAAUAUUGUGAAUAAAUCUGAUAAAGCCAGAAGUCAAGC